CUAAGCGGUAUAUCAAUGCUCGCUCAGCGAUAGAGAGCACUCGCACGGUGACUCUCGUCAUAUUAAGAUCGUUAAGAAUUACUGACCCACGUACACAACAUAAAUUGGCGACGAGGAUGCCGCUGUGCCUGUAAAAUUCCCGAUCGACCACUCCUAUAACCAAUUCGACGAGCAACAAGGCCAACGGCGAGAGAGUGAGAGAAGCAUUCACGAGGGUCCCAAGAUUAGCGCUAUAUACCAUACGUUUUCGAACAUGGCCCAAGGUUACGUGACUACGACAUGGCCCAAGGUUACGGUCUUCGAGGCAAGUCCAUCAGGUUCCAUUCGAGUCAAGCCCACCAGUUCACUCAAUAUAGAAGCAUUCGAUCCAUCGUCAACAUCGUGGAAACGCUGGGUGCAACGUCUGCAAAGCAGUUUUCGCAUUUUCAACAUUACGAAAAGCGCAAGAGCGGACUAUUUGUUACACUAUGUGGGCCAGACAGCGUACAACGUCCUGUGCGACCGUUUGUCGUCAGAUCCAUCUUCACAACCUUAUGAGGUGUUAAUCCAGGCACUUGAAAACUUUUAUGAGCCUCCCCCGUCCGAAUUAGCCGAAAACUACAAAUUUCAUAAGAGGAAGCAGCUCAAGAAAGAAACUAUCCAGCAAUUCGUAGCAGCACUCCGAGACCUCAGCAUUAAUUGCAAUUUCGGGGACUAUUUGAAGACUGCACUACGUAAUCAAUUUGUUUUCGGACUGUUAAACAAGAAGACUCAAGGUGUUUUACUAAAACAAAAGGACUUGGAUUUCGACAAAGCGGUAAAUAUAGCAGAAGUCAUGGAGCUUUCGAAGAAGAGUACCGAGCAAAUAAAGGCUAGAGGUUCAACGUCCAUUGGCAAUGUUUUGAAGGCAGACAGGAAACGCCCAGGCAAAAGCGCUGAAGGAAAAAAGUCUACAAACGAAGCUAAGAAAUGUAUAAGUCGUAACCCAUUUUAUUCGCGCGGCAAAAUAUCAGCAAAUGAUAUUCAGUGGGUAAAGUGCGAGAUGUGCGGAAAGAAAUUUUCGGCUUGCAAAUGUGAUUAAAGUCGAAACGUUCGUUGUCACUACUGUGGGUAGCAAAGUCACCAUAACACAAUUUGUUUGAACAAAUCUCUAUACUGAGAAAAAAGUUUCCUAAUUUUAGAAAAUAUAUUUACUAAAAUUAGAUUUACUUAAUUAAAAUAAAUAAUAAACUCACAGGAAAAUCUUCAGGGUCGCCAGCAAUAAUUAACAACAUCAAAU
This is a messenger RNA of Vollenhovia emeryi, 1258 nucleotides long. RefSeq lists its product as uncharacterized. The record is from RefSeq and is a predicted model, not a curated record. Lineage: Eukaryota; Metazoa; Arthropoda; Insecta; Hymenoptera; Formicidae. Bases 254 to 1060 code for a protein of 268 amino acids. The transcript has 2 exons.